Zonotrichia leucophrys gambelii is the source of this 1247-nucleotide messenger RNA. It is a transcript of the gene MRPL36, whose product is annotated as mitochondrial ribosomal protein L36. Lineage: Eukaryota; Metazoa; Chordata; Aves; Passeriformes; Passerellidae. The record is from RefSeq and is a predicted model, not a curated record. The transcript is spliced from 4 exons. Gene Ontology annotation, biological process: translation. Bases 612 to 929 code for a protein of 105 amino acids. Gene Ontology annotation, molecular function: structural constituent of ribosome. Gene Ontology annotation, cellular component: mitochondrial large ribosomal subunit; ribosome.
GUCAGUUGGCUGCUUUGUGAAGAAGAAAGAGUCAGUGCUCUGAGGAGCUGCUCAUGAGAAACACCAAGAAGGCCAGCAGAUCCCUCCUGGAGCUGUGCUGCUUGAUCAGAGAAAACUCAGUGCUAAAGGACUUUUCAUACAGUGGAGCAACAUCUAUAAACAUAGAACACAAAGACUUAGAAAAUAAAUAUACUGAGAUACUGAAAUAAAGAAAAUAAACUGAAUUGCACAUUGGAAAGUACAACAGACAAGGAAACUGGUGGUGUUGGGGCUGGCAUGAAAGCCAGUAAACAGAAGCACCUGAUCACAGAGAUGAGCACAAAUGCAUUACUUAUAAUGCCACUCCUGGGUCUCACCUAGGUGAUAAACUAAACCGGGAAAUUCAGGUUUCAUAUGUAUUUCUGUUCUGCUAACUACAGUGCCAGCUUCCCCAAGUUAGCUCCACCUGCCAUCCUCUCUCCCAUCUCAAGGCACCACAACAGCCUCAGCUUCUCCGUUGGAAAAGAGAUAACCUGGAGUUACAAGGGACUGACACAAGGGUGCCUCCCCAUCUGCCAACCCUUCGGCCGGGUCACAGGUCGGAUUCGGACCGGAACGCUCGGGUGCCGAGCAUGCUCUCCCUCCUGGUCAGGGCCGCCGCCACGGCCGCCCCGCUGCGCUCACUGUGCCGCUCGUCCCUGUGCUCGCUGGCCCCGUGGGGACGCGCGGCGGGGCUGCCCGCGGGCUAUCCGAGCUGGGCCCCGCCGCCGUGGCGGGCGCCCCGCGGGCUGCUGGCCGUGCCGCCGCCGCCCGGGCCGCCGCCGCCCGCCGGGCUGAAGACGAAGACGGCGCUGAGGAGGCGCUGCAAGGACUGCUACAUCGUGCGGCGGCGCGGGCGGCUCUACGUGUGCUGCAAGAGCAACCCCCGGCACAAGCAGCGCAAGGGGUAGCGCCGGCCGGAGCCCGCAGCCCCACGGUCACCGGGAGCUGGCAGCUGGGGACACGGGUCCCGGAAUCGUGACAGUGUGUCAUCUGUGGAACACCGAGAGCGAGGUGCGGUCUUGACGGCCCUUGCCGGAAUUUCAGGCCUUGGAUGCGGAGAACUUAAGUGGGAAACAACAGGCUUCAGGAUCUCUGGUCGUCGUCUUAAUCGUGAAGCCUUAAAAUCACCGCGCUGUUAAAUUAGGAAGGGUGAAGCUGGAUCACUGGACUCUGAGGUGCACUUGGGUUUAAUUAAGCGAAAUGAAAAUAAACUUCAUUGAUUUUCA